AUGUUACCCACCCGUCUCCUCCGAUCCCCUAACCCACCCCCCGGCCGCCUCCCCGCACGCGCGGCCAUGGCGCGCGCCCUCCUUAUCAUCAUCUGCAUCAUCUGCGUGGCUUCACCGGCGGCGGCGGCGACGUGCGGGACGAACACUAGCCUGGCGGGGCACGAGGCGGACCUGCGGAUGUCGCAGCACCAGCUCCGCGGCCGCGUCGAGGUGCUCGAUGGGUGCUCGUUCCGCGUCUCGGCGCUCGACCUCCUCGCGGGGUCCGCCUCGGCGCGGUGGUGGCGCGCGGACGGCCCCGACCUGGGAUCCCUCGCCCGCGGCGCGCCGGCCGCGGCCGAGCCGCUCAACCGCACCUUCCUCUCCGAGUCCGUCGUGUUCCGCCUCCUCCCGGGCGUGUCCUGGCCGCUCGUCCCCGUCCUCGCCGCCUUCGACCCCCCCACCUCCUCCCUCUUCGGCUUCGUCCGCCUCUCCAACGCCUCCAACGAUUCCUCCUCCGCCGCCACCGCGUCAGCGUCCAAUUCCGCGCCCACCAUGUUCGACUCGUGCGCCCAGCUCUCCCCUCGGUUGCGCGUGCGGUGGACGCUCGACGAGGCGUCCAACUCCAUCGACAUCGGCCUCGAGGCGGCGGUCGGGUCCGAGUACUACAUGGCGUUCGGGUGGGCGGCUCCCGGCACUGCCGAGCCAUCCAUGAUCGGCGCCGACGUCGCCGUCGCGGGAUUCACGGAGGACGGCAUCCCCUUUGCCGACGACUACUACAUCACCAAGUACAGCGAGUGCAUGAUGCGCACGGACGGCACCGCCGAGGGCGUCUGCCCGGACACGAUCUACGACCAGCACAACGACACCGCCGCCGGCCUGGUCAACAACACGCGGCUGGUGUACGGCCACCGCCGCGAUGGCGUCUCGUUCGUCCGGUUCUCGAGGCCGCUCGUGUCCCCGGACAAGAAGUACGACGUGGUGGUCAACGCCACGAUCAACAUGACGGUGAUCUGGGCGAUCGGGCUUCUGCGGCCGCCGGACUCGCUCCGGCCAUACUACCUGCCGCUGGGCCACGGCGCGCUGGCCGGGACGGCGUUCGGGUUCGCCACCCUCAACACGUCGUCAACGGCGAGCGGCGGGUGCGUCGGGCCGCUCGACGCCGAGGACAAGGAAGACCAGGACAGGAUCACGGCGGAGCGGAACACGCCGCUGGUGGUGACGGCCGGGCCGUCGCUGCAUUACCCCAACCCGCCCAGCCCCGACAAGGUGCUCUACAUCAACAAGAAGGAGGCGCCGCUGCUCAAGGUGGAGCGCGGCGUGCCGGUCACCUUCUCCGUCGAGGCCGGCCACGACGCGCCGCUGUACAUCACCUCCGACGCCGUGGGAGGGAACGCCACGUCCCGGAACGCCACCGAGGUCGUGUACGCCGGCGGGGAGAGCGCGGAGGGCGUGCCGGCGAUGCCGACGGAGCUCGUCUGGCUGCCCGACCGGAACACGCCGGACGUCGUGUACUACCAGUCGCUCUACGGCCCCAAGAUGGGGUGGAAGAUCCAGGUCGUCGACGGCGGCCUCAGCGACAUGUACAACAAUAGCGUUCUCCUCGACGACCAGCAGGUCACCUUCUUCUGGACGCUCUCCGGCGACUCCAUCAACAUCGCCGCCCGUGGCGAGCGGAAGAGCGGCUACCUCGCCGUCGGCUUCGGGACCGCCAUGGUGAACAGCUACGCCUACGUCGGUUGGGUCGACGGCAACGGCACGGGGCGCGUCAGCUCCUACUGGAUCGACGGCAAGGACGGCGCGAGCGUGCACGAGACGCGGGAGAACCUCACCCACACGAGGUGCCGGUCGGAGAACGGCGAGAUCGUGUUCGAGCUCACCCGCCCGCUGUCGCCGUCGUGCUCCGGCAGGGUGGAGUGCAAGAACAUCAUCGACCCGACGACGCCACUGAAGGUGAUCUGGGCAAUGGGCUCCCAGUGGUCGUCAGGCCGGCUGAGCGUGAAGAACAUGCACUCCGUCACCAGCAACCGCCCCGUCCGUGUCCUCCUGCUCGCCGGCACGGGGGAGGCGGAGCAGGACCUGCGGCCGGUGCUCGCCGUCCAUGGGUUCAUGAUGUUCGUCGCGUGGGGCCUCCUCCUUCCAGGUGGUGUCAUGGCCGCGAGAUACCUGAAGCAUCUGAAAGGCGACCUCUGGUUCCAGGCACACACCUACCUGCAGUGCUCCGGCAUGGCCGUCAUGUUCCUGGGAUUCCUAUUCGCCAUUGCUGAGCUCCGUGGCUUCUCCUUCAAAUCCACGCACGCAAAGAUCGGCGCAUCAGCCUCUGUUCUUGCCUCCCUGCAGCUGAUCAACGCAUACCUUCGACCGCAUUUAGCGGACAACGGUGAAAUUCUCACCAGAACCAGGAUGAUCUGGGAGUAUCUUCACAUCAUCACCGGGAGGUCAGCUCUCGUAGUCGGUGCCAUUGCACUCUUCACCGGAUUGCAGCAUCUUGGGCACAGGUAUGGCAGCAAGAACAUCAAGGGGCUAACAUGUGGGCUAAUCCUGUGGGCUGUGGGUGUCACAUUGGUGGUGGCUUACCUCGAGUUCAUGGCGGCGAGGCGAAGACGACGAGACGGCGGCGCAGACGGCCUUUCAGGCAAAUGGGUGCUCGGCAACACUGAUGAAGAUGAUUCAGUUGAUCUUUUGCAGUCCAGUAAAAAGGAGCCUGAUUCGACUGAACCAAUGGAGGUGGAGCUUGAGCCACUGAAAGGCUGAUUGAUGCAUUUUUCCUUUUCAGCAUACAUUUCGAAUUAAAGAGGAUUUUAGAUCAGAUUCUUUGUAGAUAGGUCAAAAAAUGGGGAUAAACAUGCCAUGAUAGAGGGAUUAUAGUUAAGGUUCUCUAAUAUUUGGGAUUGGAGAGAAUCCACUUUGGCUUCAUGAGAGGUAUUAUCAUGCCCACACUGUAGAAUAGGUUUUUGUUUUUCAUCUUCUUUGGACUUAGGUCAACCAUUUUUCCUUUCUGAACCUCCUAUCUUGUUAGUGAGUAUGGUCUGUAUAUUUGUACAAUUUUGGUAUAGUAGAAAGAAAAGGCUACACUUUUAUAAAUGUCCAGUUGACAUAGAUUGUGAAGUUACCUGCUGAUGUUUUACAUGAGGCAAAUGGUACACGUUUACAUAAAGUAACUGAGCAAUAUCUUCAGACUGCAGCUAUCUUGUCUGUGCUAAGUUUGACCUUCGUAAUCUUCAGAUUCAGAAAUAGACAUGCCAA
Oryza brachyantha (malo sina) is the source of this 3222-nucleotide messenger RNA. Its product is annotated as cytochrome b561, DM13 and DOMON domain-containing protein At5g54830-like. The record is from RefSeq and is a predicted model, not a curated record. NCBI's taxonomy places the organism in Eukaryota, Viridiplantae, Streptophyta, Magnoliopsida, Poales, Poaceae.